AUGGUGCGGACAUUAGGACGUAAACUAAGCUGGCCAAGAUCUUUCAGUUUUAGAAAGAUGUUCGAUGGUCGGAACUCUGGAAAUUCAUCCUUCUCUUCUCGCGGGGACGGCAGGAAUACCCCCGAGCACGAACUUGCCGUGCAUGGGAUGAAUCCUGCAUCAUCGUCCCACGGGACUCGUAGAGGCAAGCAAAAUAGGACUUCAGAUAUGGAAGUGAUGAAGGAAAGAUUCGCAAAACUGCUGCUUGGAGAGGACAUGUCAGGCGGUGGGGAAGGCGUAACCUCUGCGUUAGCUUUGUCAAAUGCCAUCACCAACCUCGCUGAUUCCAUGUUUGGGGAGCACAUGAAAUUGCAGCCUAUGUAUCCGGAGACAAAAGAGAUUUGGAGGAAAGAAAUGAAUUGGUUAUUAUCUGUGGUUGAUCACAUUGUCCAGUUUGUUCCUUCUAGACAAAUGGCCAAAAAUGGCACAUUCACUGAGAUCAUGGUGACAAAACAAAGAGAUGAUUUGCUGAUGAACAUUCCAGCCUUACGCAAGCUUGACUCCGUUCUUCUCGAGACUUUGGACAACUUCAAAGAUCAGAAAGACUUUUGGUAUGUGCCAAGAGAAGUUGAGGAUACAGAGAAGAAUGGAGAUUGGAGGAGGGAUGAGAACUGGUGGUUACCAGUUGUUAAGGUUCCAUCGGAUGGUUUGUCCGAGGAAUCACGUAGAUUGUUGCAAAAUCAGAAAGAUUCUGUGGCACAGGUCCUUAAAGCCGCCACGGCCAUCAAUGCUUCAGUGUUGUCUGAAAUGCGCAUUCCUGAUGACUACAUUGACUCCCUUCCAAAGAAUGGGAAGACAAGCUUGGGAGAUUUCCUAUACAAGAGCAUAACAGAGGAAAAUUUUGAUCCUGACUACUUCUUUUCUUUCUUGGAUUUGUCAACGGAAUACAAAGUUCUUGAUCUAAAGAACAGGAUUGAAGCCUCCAUGGUGAUCUGGAAGAGGAAGAUGAACCAGAAAGAGAAAGACGGGAAAUCACAGUGGGGAUCCACUGUUAGCUUAGAGAAGAGGGAGCUUUUCGAGGUCCGAGCUGAGACCAUUUUGGUUAUGCUCAAACAACAGUUCCCUGGGAUCCCACAAUCCUCACUCGAAAUCUCCAAGAUUAAAAACAACAAGGACGUGGGACAAGCGAUCUUGGAGAGCUAUUCGAGGGUAAUAGAAAGUCUGGCUUCGAAGAUAAUGUCAAGAGUAGAGGAUGUUCUUGAAGCUGAUAUUCUAGUUCAAAGACAAAUGAUGGGAGAGGCAGAGGUAAGGUCAGAGAGCGAGGCAGAAUCUGCGUUUUCAUCAGAAUAUGAAGAAACCGAAAAGGUGGCUGCAGCAGAAACGCCAAACUCGAGGAAACUGUCAGACUUCAUAGGAUGGAGAUUGUCAUCAGAUACGAAGAAGCAUAGCUCAAUGAGUGAUAUAGAGUUCUUCCACAAAGUUGAGCAGGAGAAGCCGAUGAUGAAGUCUCCAAGAGCUCUUCCCAAGAAAUUUUCAUAUCUAUCAAAGUUAGAGAACAUGAGAAGCCCGAGUGACAGACAUUGA
Messenger RNA from Eutrema salsugineum, 1563 nucleotides. RefSeq names its product rop guanine nucleotide exchange factor 10. The record is from RefSeq and is a predicted model, not a curated record. NCBI's taxonomy places the organism in Eukaryota, Viridiplantae, Streptophyta, Magnoliopsida, Brassicales, Brassicaceae. Bases 1 to 1563 code for a protein of 520 amino acids. The transcript has 7 exons. Gene Ontology annotation, molecular function: guanyl-nucleotide exchange factor activity.